Molecule: messenger RNA, 861 nt
Organism: Peniophora sp. CBMAI 1063
Lineage: Eukaryota; Fungi; Basidiomycota; Agaricomycetes; Russulales; Peniophoraceae
Source: the annotation of a GenBank genome assembly
AUGGUCCCCGUUGAGCAGCUCAUCAAAGCAAGGCUUCAUGGCUCGAUUCUCGUCGCUGCCUUCGGCUUUAACUUCGCCUAUAAACGUACCCUUGCGCACGCUUCUCGCGCCUGGCUCGAAGAAAGCGCCUCGGCCCCGAACGGCACAUGGGGAAGUUUCGAAGACUUUGUAGACGCAUCGUAUAGCGAUCUACUCGAGUCUGACGGGAAGCCGAAGGGGCUGAUCUCUAUUUCAAUACCCUUUUACGCAUGGGCGACCUUCAAGUUUGGCUUUGGCGCGUAUGCCUUCCAAGCCAGCAGCGCCGGCUGGUGGUACCUCAUGGAUAUGAAGACGGAGGAUACGCGGCUUAUCAUACCGCUCAAGAUAUUCGAGCCGUACAACCUGAAGCCGGGAGUCCGCCAGGAAAACGUGAUGAAGGAGGUGGACCUUAGACCGCUCUGGUGCAUCUGUAGAGAUGGAACCUUGGGCGUUCCCGUAAUCGGGGAGCUCCCUGAGCUAUGUCGCGGUAACGAGGCUUUCGAGCGCGCUGACGGUAGUCCGCGGAAGACCAUGAAAGUGAAGAUCAAUUGGCCAGGGUACGCACCGUCGGACAAGCAGAUACGGCCGCUGAGUGACAAGGGCGAUCGUUCGAUCAAACGACUCAUGACUCUGGUGGCUGGCAAAGUCUGUGCCUUUUUGGACGAGCAUGCUACGGCAUGCACGGCAAAGAUGGGCACAGAGGCCGCCUAUGUUAUCGGCACCCAGACGGGGGAGAUAUCCUCUCGGGAUGUUCUUCUGCUAGGUAUUGUGAUUGUCUCUGAAGGUGCAGCGACGCCUAUUUUGAGAUUGCGCGACGACUUCCUCUCACAGGGCUUGGUUUGA